UUCUAAACUGCACAUUAGGAACAUCGAACGCAUUAGAAAAAAUACAACAAUGAGAAGAAGAAAACUAUUUUCAGAAGGAAUUAAGCGAUCAAAAUCCAAAUUAAUGUCUAACGGAACAGAUGUGGAUUAUGGGUUGGCCUUACCAUUAGACGAUAUAAUGAGUUUUGAAAAAUUGCAAAAGAAAAAAAUUUUGUUUUUAGAAAAAUUAGAAUUAAUUGAUAAAGUACAAUUAGAAUAUAUUACCAGAGAACAAAAUUGUAGCCAAGACUGGUUCCUAGAGCGUAAAAAACGACUAACUGCAUCAAAUUUUGGAGAUAUUUGUAAGAUGAAAGCCACAACAAGCUGCAAGAAAAAAGUACAUAAUAUGCUAUACAAGCCGAAUACAAUGUGCAAGGAAAUAAGCUAUGGAAUUCAAAUGGAACCCAUUGCAAGAAUUGAAUUUCAAAAAUUAUCUAAUAUGUUAGUUAAGUCCUGUGGGCUAUUUACAGAUGAUAUAUUCCCAUAUUUAGCUGCAAGUCCGGGUAUGUGA
Rhopalosiphum padi (bird cherry-oat aphid) is the source of this 529-nucleotide messenger RNA. RefSeq lists its product as uncharacterized. The transcript has a single exon. The record is from RefSeq and is a predicted model, not a curated record. Bases 50 to 529 code for a protein of 159 amino acids. NCBI's taxonomy places the organism in Eukaryota, Metazoa, Arthropoda, Insecta, Hemiptera, Aphididae.